ACAGGGAGUCCACUUAGCGAGGCAGAGAUCGUGGAGUUGUGCCACAAAUCCCCGGACGACCCUGCACGCGUGCACGGUUUCACGUUGCGCAAGACACUACGAGCGAGGCGCGGAUACGGUUCUCCCUCACUUACGCCUCCGGUCUACACCAAGGCGAUGAAGCGCGCGAGCUCCGUCAGCAUCCUCAGCGGGCUCGGCGUGCCCAUCCCGCCACCGAAGACGGAUGUCGCAGAACCCGAAGCGCAGGCGUCGGGGAGCCCGACAAACAGCCAGAAGGGCCCGAACAAGCUGCGCAACUUCUUCGGGCAGCGGCCGCCCAGCGAGCUCAUCACGACCCACCUGGCGGCGUACUUCCCGUUCACGGAGAAGAAGGUGCUGGAGCGCACGCGCCGCCAGAGCAUGAUGCGCCAGAGCGGCGUCCCCGGGCGCCGCGACAGCAUCAUCUCGUUCAGCAUGCCG
Messenger RNA from Trametes versicolor FP-101664 SS1, 459 nucleotides. RefSeq names its product putative MAPKKK. The annotation marks the transcript as partial. The transcript has 2 exons. The record is from RefSeq and is a predicted model, not a curated record. Lineage: Eukaryota; Fungi; Basidiomycota; Agaricomycetes; Polyporales; Polyporaceae.